UGACAAAGCGUGAGCAUUCCACGACUGUCGAAAACUGACUUAGUGACUUUGUCUCAAACCUUUGCCAUUUUAAUUAGUAAUUGGGAUUGUUUUUAAUAAUAAAAAAUACUUGUAAAGGUAAACAUGGACAACGACACCACUGCAGGUUUAACUACAAAUGAACAAACGGAAAUGGAAAGACUUUCAGUAUUAGAAGAUAGGGUCUGUCCUUUAUGUUCAUCUAAAAUUAAUUUCUUUUUUAUCAAUUACUUUGAAAAAUUUUUGAUGUGUGAGAACACCGAGUGCGAGUUUCCAUUUGGUUAUGAAGACUUACAGUUUGCCAAAGUGGAUAAUCCUGACACUGAAACUGUGUCUAUAAGAACUAAACAAAGUUAUUCAUCACCUUCAUCUAUUUCUGGCAUCACAGUAUCUGACGUAGACCAGCUGUACCAAGCAUGUGAGUCUGAGAAUCCUGAUCAAGUACCUGUAUCUUUAAAUCGGCCAACUAGACCCCGUCAAAGCAAUAUACUUAAAAAUGUCGCCCCUCUCAAUAGCCUUCACUCAGAAAUUAUGAAAAUGAAUAGUCGGAUGAAGAUAAGCGAUCUCACAGAUAAGAAACUGAUUAAAAAUCUUUACAAGCUACAGAAUUGUACUGGAACACAGUUAUUGAAACCGCAAGAGUUGACUACCUUAAAACGGGGUGAAUGCCAAAAGCAAGCGGAAGUUAAAAUAGAUAUAAAUCGGAUGGAAAAUGACAUCUCUGUUAUAAAAAUUGAGUUGCUGAGUUCAGAGGUUAGUGGAGAUUAGUAUUGGUGAUAUACUGGUAUGUAGAUGGUGCACUGGGAAUGUACGACAUGUCAAUGAAUCCACAAUAUUCUACUUUAAUUCUUUUAAGUACCGUCACAUUUUUCCCAGCAAAAAAUAUUAAUAAUUUGCUAUCUUAGAAAAGUAAUUUUUUUUAAAUGUACAAUGGAAUAAAUGAUAUUAAAGUUGUCCAAUUGUAUGAAAAAAUUUGAUUCAUCAGUUCCUAAUAAGCAACAGUACAAUACGGACGUCGUUUUUGAAGUGAAACUUCUAUAGGCGCAUGAGGGUAAAAUUUUCACGGAUGAAACGCAAUAAUAUUAACGUCACGAAAAUGUGCAGCGUUUUUGUCGAAGAAAAGAGAGAGAGUGAGAAAGGGCGAACGUAGCAUGAAGCAAAUAGCUAUGGGCGAGAGUAGGCAAGCAACUGAGAAAGAUCGAAAGAGAGAGUGAGAUAGAGCGAACGUCGCACCACGCACAGUGCCAUGGAGCGCGAGGUGGGAGAGAGCUAUAGUGAGAAACGAGAAAAAUACACGCUAUUGGUUGAUGUA
Molecule: messenger RNA, 1330 nt
Organism: Pieris napi
Lineage: Eukaryota; Metazoa; Arthropoda; Insecta; Lepidoptera; Pieridae
Exons: 3
Coding region: 124-786 (220 amino acids)
Source: RefSeq, a predicted model, not a curated record